AUGGAGUCGCAUUCCAUCCUCCAUGCCGAGGAACUGUAUGACCGCUUACUCUCACUCGAGGGAGCCACGGUUCAAAAGACAUCUCUCACACAAAUCAGUCCUUUAUCCCGCGUAGUGAGAACAAUGAUCGUCAUCUUUGAGCUCACCACCAAGACUUUGGCACGCGAGCUCAAAAUAGAAUACUCCGUUGAAUACGAUCUAGAGCUAAGGAGUCUAGAAGGGAGCCUUGCGAGACUUAAAAGAUGUCACAAUGAUUAUCAAUGCUCCGACGGGCAUUCGGAGCUGCCGCAUGAGUGGCAUACGGCAAGGUUCAAUGUCUUGAGCGGAAUUGCAUACGAGCUCAUGUGCUGGCUCAACAUGGAGCAAAGACCGGGGGAACUCAAACAAGUUAAGCCACUGGUGCGAUUUCUCAAAAGGCACAGAAAGGGCCCCGAUGAUAGCGCAAAGGAUCAAUAUACCGAGAAGGCCGAAGACGAAAAAGACAACGAGACGCUCGAGUUGAUGCAGGAGGCAAAGAGUAACGGCGGAGACAGCACAAUUUAUGGACUGAUACGAGAUGCACGCGAGUGGGGAUACAAUCACGGAUUUUUGGCUAUAGAGUCCGAUGCUGCCCACGAAGACUUCAAUAUCAGGGUGACAAACUUAGCAGCAUACACCAUCUCCUUGGAGUUUUUGCAGUUCAAACGAAUAAAAGAUGAAGGUUCUGAAAAGGCCCUCAGCCGCAUGCUAAAUAAGCUUCGUGAGGGGAAGCUUGAGCGGGAAGAUGCGAAACUCCUAAAGGAACACGAGGCGGCUAUAGUGAACGGCGCGUGGUACGCGGCUCCGAACCCGCUCUCUAGCGAGGACAAAGAAGGCACCAAAGUCAUCGAUGAGGAGUCACAGCGCAUUCGAGAUCGGACGAUUAGGGAAAUCUUUGGGAGAGUAGGCAAGAUUUUCGCCGCGGUAGGGCAUGACUUGUACGAACCCGAGCGUCAUGACGUCGGCGAGGGCGAGAUAGAGGCUUAA
Molecule: messenger RNA, 1005 nt
Organism: Colletotrichum costaricense
Lineage: Eukaryota; Fungi; Ascomycota; Sordariomycetes; Glomerellales; Glomerellaceae
Exons: 3
Coding region: 1-1005 (334 amino acids)
Source: RefSeq, a predicted model, not a curated record